AUGUCUCUUGCCACACGGUCACGAUGGGCCCUCGUGGCCUCCCUCCUUGCUGUCGCCACGGCCGCCGUCGCCACGGCUACCGCUGAUGCCGACAGCCCCAUCGAUCUGCAGCAGCACUACGGCCCGUUUGGUGGCAAUGGUCCGUUUGGUAGCAAUGGCCCGUUUGGCGGCAACGGCAAUGGCAACGGCAACGGCAACGCAAACGGCAACGGGUUCCCGGGCCUCUUUGGUAUCAAUCUCCGCGAGGCCAUCCACUACCGCACCAUCCACGGCAUCCUGGCGUCACUCUCCAUCGUCGUCCUCUUCCCCGUGGGCUCCAUCCUCAUGCGUGUCGUCCCCGGCCGCUUCGCCAUCUGGGCCCACGGCGUCUUCCAGAUGCUGGCGUUCCUGCUGUUUGUCGCCGCCGCCGCCCUCGGCAUCUACCUCGUCAAGACGGUCACCAUUCCCUUUACGGGCGCGUCCCUUCUCGCCAACCCCAGCACAAACAUCCACCCCAUCAUGGGCAUCGUCACCCUCGCCACCCUCUUUUUCCAGCCCAUCCUCGGCUUCGUCCACCACGCCAAGUUCAAGCAGCUCGGCCGCCGCACCUUCUGGUCCUACAUGCACCUCUGGAACGGCCGCAUCGGCAUCACCGUCGGCAUCGUCAACGGCGGCCUGGGCCUGCGGCUGGCCAACGCGCGCCGCACCUUGGUCGUCGCCUACAUUGUCGUCGCCGUCAUCGUCUGGUUCUUCUGGUUCGUCGUGGCCGUCAUCAGCGAGAUCCGCCGCGCACGGCAGUCCAAGAGGGCCGGGGCCGCUGUUGGCCCCGCCGCCGGUGCGUCACGAGGCGGCACGCCGUACCGCGGCGACGGCCCUGGCUACUACGCGGCACGGGCGCCGGGCCACGGCAGCCGCAUGGGCCGCAGCCGCAGCCCCGGCCUCAGCCUCGGCCCGGAGAUGACGGCGCACCGCAACAUCAGCACCGCGGGCACGGGCGCAGCGCCGGGCAGCCGUCAUCCGUCGCACGCGUCGCACAGCGGCCAGCAUUCGCCCAAAGUGCGGUCGUCGCACAGCAGCAGCGGUGGCAGCGUGAGUCCGCUACGACGUUGA
Messenger RNA from Sporothrix schenckii 1099-18, 1089 nucleotides. RefSeq lists its product as uncharacterized. The record is from RefSeq and is a predicted model, not a curated record. NCBI's taxonomy places the organism in Eukaryota, Fungi, Ascomycota, Sordariomycetes, Ophiostomatales, Ophiostomataceae. Bases 1 to 1089 code for a protein of 362 amino acids. The transcript is spliced from 2 exons.